AUGAACCUUCGUCGCGCUGCCAUCUGUCUCCUUGGAGGCAUGCCUCUCCUCAUCGCCGCUGAGGGCGGGUUCUUCAUGAACGACCCCCGCGACAACAACAAUGAGCACGUCCUCGCCGCCCGCGACAAUGCCGCUCAGGUCGAGGACACCAAGGGAACCACCGUCAUCAAGACCACCCUCACCACGACCACCACCAUCCCCUCCACCACCCAGACCAGCAUCAACACCCCCCUCUCCGUCUCCAACGCCCUCGCCAGAACCGUCAACCCGGCCGCCACCAACACCCAGGCCCAGGCCUCGCCCGCCCGCCCCUACAACUCCACCGGCGGCGGCAAGAAGAACAAGACCCUCCUCACCAACAAGCUGACCAUCGCCGCCGACUCGGAGCCCGCCGCCGGCUUCAUCAAGACCUGCAUCACCUGGAAGGUCUGGGACGCCAACAACCACCUCUGGGCCAAGUGCCGCGCCCGCGGCAAGGGCAAGUGGUUCUGGUCCCGCAUCGGCCUCGACCACAUGCUCGGCAACGUCGGCGGCCGCCUCGUCUACCAGAAGGAGGGCUACUUCUCCUCCUCGUGCGUCUCCUGCUCCCGCCACAAGGACAGCCGCAGCUACUUCCAGUGCGAGUGCAAGGACAGCAAGGGAGAGUUCCAGAGGACCGUCAUCGAUCUGGACCUCUACCUGGCCAACCACGAUGGCUUCGUCUGCUCCGAGUACCAGUGCGGUGUUCGUGAGGACCCCCCUCCCGGCGUCGAGGAGUAA
This is a messenger RNA of Colletotrichum karsti, 759 nucleotides long. RefSeq lists its product as uncharacterized. Bases 1 to 759 code for a protein of 252 amino acids. The record is from RefSeq and is a predicted model, not a curated record. Lineage: Eukaryota; Fungi; Ascomycota; Sordariomycetes; Glomerellales; Glomerellaceae. The transcript has 2 exons.